CCGUCGAACAAUCGAACGGCGCUCACCGUUGUCUUAGUUCCAUUGCGACCACGGCUGAUGCGCCUCAUCCAUUCCGCGAACCUGGCCCGCAUCAAUAUCCAUUCAGGCACGCAACAACUUUGGUGUGUUGUGAGCCAAUGAAGCUUGGGUGGAUCCUUGUGUGACUGAUUGGGUUUUCUUUCUCCUGCUAAACAUCAUGAAAUCUGGGUCAUCCAAGAGUUGUAUCAACGCCGUCGCCGUCGCCAUCACCAUCAUUAUUACCCUCAUUAUCGCCAAUCCCAUCAUCGCUUGGUAUUUUCCCCUUGGUGUUUUCGUUCUCAAUGACCCCUUGCCUUUAAAGGCAUGCCCGGAUUUUGCGCUUCAGUACCGUUAUAGAGGACGUACGAGCGGCGGCGGCGCAGCACUUAGGGCGCCGUCUCCGUCUGUCUUGACCACCGUUGCCGCCGCAGAGAUGAGCCAAAACUCCAGUGAAAACGAGGAGGAGGAUGAAAAGGAGGAUAAAAGAUCCGUCACAUUAGCGGAUCAUACAGUCACUUUAUCCGCCUCGCAUGUUGAAGCCGCGGGUGUGAAUCGGGAAUUGCAGUUGCGGUUCUCGGUUAAAUCCAACAAGCGCCGUUCACGUGUUGCCCGUUGA
Messenger RNA from Neurospora tetraspora, 634 nucleotides. RefSeq lists its product as uncharacterized. Lineage: Eukaryota; Fungi; Ascomycota; Sordariomycetes; Sordariales; Sordariaceae. The transcript is spliced from 3 exons. Bases 197 to 634 code for a protein of 145 amino acids. The record is from RefSeq and is a predicted model, not a curated record.